Caenorhabditis auriculariae is the source of this 1217-nucleotide messenger RNA. Lineage: Eukaryota; Metazoa; Nematoda; Chromadorea; Rhabditida; Rhabditidae. The record is from the annotation of a GenBank genome assembly.
AUGCGGAUCUUCGACUACGACGAUUUAUACGAUUCGUAAGUUGUGCCUCAAGUUGAGCAAGUGAAUUCAUUAAAUUAAAGAUAUAAAGGCGGUGGUCCUCCAUGGGAGCGCAACCGUCUGCACAACAAAAUCAUGAAGCACAUGUUUGAGCCUUUUCCACACAUCGGAACUGUCGCCAAAGUUGUGAUUGAAGCAGGCGACGAAUCUCUGGUUAUUUUAACGUUUCCAUAUCUCAAAAGGAACUUUCCGUUUCAGAACAAGGAUCUUGAAGCUCAUCUGAAUAGGUAUCACGAUGAAGACGAUAUCGAGUUUAAUGUUGACUACUCCUUGAAUAAGAAGAAGCGUUGGGAAAAGAUUGUGAGUUUUUUUUUCUGGAAUUUGAGAAGACUCCUUUCAAUCGUCAAUACUUAUCCGAAACGGUUUCUAACGCUUGUUUUCUUUCCAGACAGAUCCAAUUUUUCUGCUUGAAAGCUGUUCAUAUCUUCUUCCGUUCGCAGAACUCGUCGUCUGUGACCAAAUCAUUGCAGGUAUAUAUAUCUUUUUUUCAAGAAGUUCUCUAUUUUGUUACUCUCAGGUCGUGUCAACCUUGCCACUUCUUCAGUUCAUUCUUUGCAAACCUCUCCUGACAGCGCGAAAACUUUUAUAAGAACUCAACAUUCUAAAGGAUAUGGACGGAAGGUUUUUUUUUGAAAACUAAGAGAUAAAGAGAAUAUGAUUUUUUGGUUGCAGUUCAUUCAUUUCGAUGGCUAUAGACCCAGCUCGGAUCCUACCAAAGAUUCCCACCGUCUUCCCAUUGUGGUGUUUUUCGUCAAGAAACACUACGAUAAUAUUUUCGUUUGCGUCCAGCGCUGGUUCUCCAAACUUUUCUACAGUAAGGUCAUUUCCAGCUCACAAUAUAAGUUUUUUUCUUUUGAAGAGAGAUACAAUUGGAAGCGAAGUUCUCCGGGCCACUGGACCAAUCUUUAUGCGAAGAACGCGAUUGCUUACGAUAUACACCAGGAUGAGGACGAACAAGUUCUGAGUGAAAAUGAGGAUCAAGACCGAACUUCUAGUCAUCUAGAUAGAAGGUUUAAAUCGAGAACAAAACUUUGAUUUCAAAUGAUAUAUUCAGAUUUACCUUGGAAAACUUCAUUUCCGACGAAAUUCCCAGAAGGAAAAGAAAAAAUCGCAAAGGCUUCACUUCAGAUUUUGAACUAAUCGAAACGCCAACUGAUUGA